This is a messenger RNA of Paramormyrops kingsleyae, 11770 nucleotides long. RefSeq names its product kalirin RhoGEF kinase a (gene kalrna). Gene Ontology annotation, biological process: intracellular signal transduction; axon guidance; protein phosphorylation. The record is from RefSeq and is a predicted model, not a curated record. NCBI's taxonomy places the organism in Eukaryota, Metazoa, Chordata, Actinopteri, Osteoglossiformes, Mormyridae. Gene Ontology annotation, molecular function: ATP binding; guanyl-nucleotide exchange factor activity; protein kinase activity. Gene Ontology annotation, cellular component: cytoplasm; postsynaptic density; extrinsic component of membrane.
CGGAGAGUCCGUGCCAUUGUUAGGAAUAUCACCCCUGCUGACAGAAACACGCUUACCAGCGCUGCUUCACAAUGAAUGAAGAUCUGUUUGGGGCAAGACGUCUUCGAAUAAUAAACAUGGGUAAUUGAUUUGGGGAAAAACACAAUCAGUUCUCUUUGAAUCACUCGCGUUAUAUGAUGGAGGUUUUCGUUACAUCACCAAAAUUGAACAGUGUGCGAUUCUAAUGUAACCUAAUGCUGAAGUCGUUACAGUGUGCCGCUGAUUUUUUACAAAGAUGCUGACAAUAUUGCAGCAAUAUUGGACAUUCAACGCAAACAGAACCUAUUACAGUAACAGACCUUAAUGGGAAGAAGUCUUUAUUGCAUGUUCAAUUUAUCACAUUGGCUGUGGGAUUUCUUUUGUGGCGCAGGGGAUGCUGGAAGAGAUUGAAAUCUGAACAAUAGACCUAAAAGCAGCGCUGCUCUUUGUAGCUAAUAAAACGGACGGAAACCCACUCCAGGAAACCGAACCGCAGCCACCAAGAACACAAGAAUAUGGAGGUGAUCGUGCACUGAUUUUUUUUUCUCCAAACACAUCUCACUGGAUAUACAUUUCAUUCGGUUUUUAUUAAGAAAUCAACAGGGAAAAUGAAUUCAGCUGAAGCAGCCGAAGAAGGACCCACAGAUUCGGAUACGGACUCGUUUUUCAAAACUGGGUCUUUCAGGAACGAUGGAAUCAAAGCGUCUGACGUCCUGCUGGUUCUGAAGGAGAAGGUGGCUUUUGUGUCAGGGGGUCGUGACAAGAGAGGUGGUCCAAUCCUGACAUUCCCCGCCAGAAGCAACCAUGACAGAAUAAAGCAGGAGGACCUCCGAAGACUGGUGACAUAUCUGUCCACUGUGCCCAGUGAGGACGUGUGCAAGAGAGGCUUCACCGUGAUCAUCGACAUGCGCGGAUCAAAGUGGGACCUGAUCAAGCCCCUGCUGAAGACCCUGCAGGAGGCCUUCCCCGCCGAGAUCUGCGUGGCCCUCAUCAUCAAGCCCGACAACUUCUGGCAGAAGCAGAAGACCAACUUCGGCAGCGCCAAAUUCACCUUUGAAACCAGCAUGGUUUCAGUGGAGGGGUUGACAAAGCUGGUGGACCCCUCGCAACUGACUGACGACUUCGAGGGCUCGCUGGAGUACGACCACGAGGAAUGGAUGGAACUACGUGUGUCGCUGGAGGAGUUCAUCGGGAGCGCCGUGCACCUGCUGUCUCGCUUGGAGGACUUGCAGGAGAUGCUGGCCAAGAAGGAGUUCCCGGUGGACGUGGAGGGCUCGCGCCGGCUCAUGGAGGAGCACGCGCAGCUGAAGAAGCGCGUGAUGAAGGCGCCGGUGGAGGAGCUGGACCACGAGGGCCAGCGGCUGCUACAAUGCAUCCGGGGCGGCGGCGGUAACGAGGGUGGCUUCUCCAGCCGCGGCUGUGUCUCCGGAGGCGCCGACUUCCAGAGCUUGGUUCCCAAGGUGACCGGGCUGCUGGACAAGCUGCACUCGACGCGGCAGCACCUGCACCAGAUGUGGCACGUCCGCAAGCUGAAGCUGGACCAGUGCUUCCAGCUGCGGCUAUUCGAGCAGGACGCCGAGAAGAUGUUUGACUGGAUCAGUCACAACAAAGAGCUGUUCCUACAGAGCCACACAGAGAUUGGAAUUGGCUACCAGCAUGCCACGGACCUCCAAACUCAACACAACCACUUCGCCAUGAACUCCAUGAACGCCUACGUAAACAUCAACCGCAUCAUGUCGGUGGCGACGCGUCUCUCAGAAGCCGGACAUUACGCCUCGCAGCAGAUCAAGCAGAUCUCUGCUCGGCUGGACCAAGAGUGGAAGAGCUUCGCCGCCGCCCUGGAUGAGCGCAGCACCAUCCUCGCCAUGUCUGCCGUCUUCCACCAGAAGGCCGAGCAGUUCCUGUCCGGUGUGGAAGCCUGGUGUAGCAUGUGCAGCGAGGGGGGGUUGCCCUCGGGUAUGCAGGAGCUGGAGAUGGCCAUCCACCACCACCAGUCGUUGUACGAGCAGGUGACACAGGCCUACGCCGAGGUCAGCCAGGACGGCAAGGCCCUGUUGGAUGUACUGCAGCGCCCCCUAAGCCCGGGAAACUCCGAGUCCUUGACGGCGACGGCCAACUACUCCAAGGCAGUGCACUGCAUCCUGGACGUGGUGCAUGAGGUGCUGCACCACCAGCGCCGCCUAGAGGGCAUCUGGCAGCACCGCAAGGUCCGGCUGCACCAGCGGCUGCAGCUCUGCGUCUUCCAGCAGGACGUACAGCAGGUGAUAGACUGGAUCGAGAACCACGGAGAGGCCUUCCUCAGCAAGCACACGGGGGUGGGCAAGUCACUGCACCGGGCACGGGCACUGCAGAAGCGCCAUGAUGAUUUCGAGGAGGUAGCCCAGAACACCUACACCAACGCCGACAAGCUCUUGGAGGCCGCUGAGCAGCUAGCGCAGACCGGGGAAUGCGACCCAGAGGAGAUCUACAAGGCGGCCCGUCACCUGGAGGUCCGGAUCCAGGACUUCGUGCGGAGGGUGGAACAGAGAAAGCUCCUUCUAGACAUGUCGGUCUCCUUCCACACCCACACCAAAGAGCUCUGGACAUGGAUGGAGGACCUGCAGAAGGAGCUCCUGGAGGAGGUGUGCUCAGACUCUGUGGACUCUGUGCAGGAUCUCAUCAAGCAGUUUCAGCAGCAUCAGACAGCCACGCUGGAGGCCACGCUUAACGUCAUCAAGGAGGGAGAGGACCUCAUCCAGCAGCUGAGAGACUCCGCGAUGUCCAGCAACAAGUUGCCCCACAGCAGCUCCAUUGCCCACAUCGAGGGCGUGCUGCAGCAGCUGGACGAGGCGCAGGGCCAGAUGGAGGAGCUGUUCCACGAACGCAAGAUCAAGCUGGACAUCUUCCUGCAGCUGCGCAUCUUUGAGCAGUACACCAUCGAGGUGACGGCGGAGCUGGAUGCCUGGAACGAGGACCUCCUGCGGCAGGCGGGCGACUUUAACGCGGAGGAGCUGGCCCCGGCCGAGCAGAGGCUCCAGAGGCACACGGAGCGCAAGAUGGCCAUGAACAACAUGACCUUCGAGGUCAUCCAGCAAGGCCAGGACCUGCACCAGUACAUCAUGGAGGUCCAGGCGUCAGGUAUCGAGCUGACCAGUGAGAAGGAGGUGGACCUGGCCACACAGGUCCAGGAGUUGCUCGAAUUCCUCCACGAGAAGCAACACGAGCUGGACCUGAGUGCCGACCAGACGCAGAAAAGGCUAGAACAAUGUCUUCAACUGCGCCACCUGCAGGCUGAGGUUAAGCAGGUCCUGGGGUGGAUCCGGAAUGGGGAGUCGAUGCUCCACGCCAGUCUGGUGAGUGCCAGCUCCUUGUCGGAGGCGGAGCAGCUGCAGCGGGAGCAUGAGCAGUUCCAGCUGGCCAUCGAGUCCCUGUUCCACGCUAACUCGCUGCAGAAGACACACCAGAGCGCUCUCCAGGUGCAGCAGAAGGCCGAGGUCAUGCUGCAGGCGGGCCACUACGACCCGGACGCCAUCCGCGGCUGCGCUGAGAAGGUAGCCCUGCACUGGCAGCAGCUCAUGCUCAAGAUGGAGGAUCGGCUCAAGCUGGUCAAUGCCUCUGUGGCCUUCUACAAGACGUCGGAGCAGGUAUGCAGUGUCUUGGAGAGUCUGGAGCAGGAGUACAGGAGGGAUGAGGACUGGUGCGGGGGCCACGACAAACUGGGAGCCAACGCAGAGACGGACCACGUCAUCCCGCUCAUCAGCAAGCACCUAGAGCAGAAGGAAGCCUUCCUUAAAGCAUGCACACUGGCCAGGAGGAACGCAGAAGUCUUCCUGAAGUACAUCCAUCGGAAUAAUGUCAGCAUGCCUGGAGUGGCCAGCCACGCCCGGGGACCAGAGCAGCAGGUCAAAGCCAUCCUGAACGAGCUUCUCCAGAGGGAGAACCGAGUCCUGCACUUCUGGACAAUGAAGAAGCGCCGGCUCGACCAGUGCCAGCAGUACGUGAUGUUCGAGCGGAGCGCCAAACAAGCCUUAGACUGGAUUCAGGAAACAGGAGAGUACUACCUCUCCACUCACACCUCUCCCGGGGAGACCUGCGAGAGAACUCAGGAACUUCUGAAAGAGUAUGAAGACUUUAGAGUCGCUGCAAAGCAAACCAAGGAGAAGGUGAAACUUCUGAUCCAGCUGGCGGACAAUUUUGUGGAGAAGGGUCACGUCCACGUGACGGAGCUGAAGAAGUGGGUCACUACGGUGGACAAAUGUUACAGAGACUUCUCCCUGAGGAUGGGGAAGUACCGGUCAACACUGGAGACAGCACUGGGAAUCUGCUCUGAGGACAAUAAGGACUUGGAGCUGGACAUCAUCCCCGCCAGCCUGACGGACCCUGAGGUGAAGCUGCGGGACCCAAAUCAUGAGAUCAACGAGGAGAAGAGAAAGUCUGCCAGGAAGAAGGAGUUCAUAAUGGCUGAACUUCUCCAAACUGAAAAGGCCUAUGUCAGGGACUUGCAUGAAUGCUUGGAGACCUACUUAUGGGAGAUGACAAGUGGGGUGGAGGAAAUCCCGCCUGGAAUCGUGAACAAGGAGCAUGUCAUAUUUGGGAAUAUUCAGGAGAUCUAUGAUUUCCAUAGCAACAUCUUUUUGAAAGAGCUGGUGAAUUACGAACAGCUACCAGAGGAUGUUGGCCACUGUUUUGUCACCUGGGCUGAUAAAUUUCACAUGUAUGUGACGUACUGUAAAAACAAACCAGAUUCCAGCCAACUCAUCCUGGAGCAUGCUGGGACCUUUUUUGACGAGAUCCAGCAGAGACACGGCCUAACCAACUCCAUCUCGUCCUACCUGAUCAAGCCCGUACAGAGGAUCACCAAGUAUCAGCUCUUACUCAAGGAGCUGCUUACAUGUUGCGAGGAGGGGAAAGGAGAAAUCAAGGACGGUCUGGAGGUCAUGCUGAGUGUCCCGAAGAGGGCCAACGACGCCAUGCACGUCAGCAUGCUGGAAGGGUUUGAUGAGAACCUCGACGUGCAGGGAGAGCUCAUUCUUCAGGACACCUUCCAAGUGUGGGACCCCAAGUCCCUUAUCCGGAAAGGACGAGACCGCCACCUCUUCCUCUUCGAGAUCUCGCUCGUCUUUAGCAAAGAGAUCAAGGACUCAGCUGGACGCACCAAAUAUGUCUACAAGAACAAACUGCUGACAUCUGAGCUGGGAGUGACGGAGCAUGUCGAGGGGGACCCCUGUAAGUUUGCCUUGUGGGCAGGAAGAACACCCUCAUCUGACAACAAGACUGUCCUCAAGGCAUCGAGUAUCGAAGCAAAGCAGGAGUGGAUAAAAAACAUCCGGGAGGUGAUCCAGGAAAGGAUUAUCCACCUGAAGGGGGCGCUAAAGGAGCCCAUUCACAUGCCCAAAACCCCUGCCAAGCAGCGUAAUAGUAACAAGAGGGACACUGGAGAGGAUGCGGACAGUCAGGGUGACGGCAGUAGCCAACCGGACACCAUCUCCAUCGCCUCCCGGACCUCUCAGAACACUGUGGACAGUGAUAAGCUGUCCGGAGGCUGCGAGCUCACCGUGGUGCUCCACGACUUCGCGGCCGGCUGCAGCACCGAGCUCAGUGUCCAGACGGGCCAGACGGUGGAGCUGCUGGAGAGACCCAGCGAGCGGCCUGGUUGGUGCCUGGUUCGGACCACCGACAGGAGCCCCCCCCAGGAGGGCCUGGUGCCCAGCAGCGCCCUCUGCAUCUCGCACUCUCGCAGCAGCGUUGAGAUGGACUGCUUCUUCCCGUCGGGGAAAGAGAACUAUGGUGGUCAGGAAACGAAGACGGAGUCAGUGGCCACCCUUCAGCCACAGACCUCCAUGAGCUCCAUCCAGACCAGCUCGCCGGGCCCUAAGCGCUCGGGCAACACGCUGAAGAAAUGGCUCACCAGCCCCGUGCGACGGCUGAGCCACGGCAAGGCCGACAACGCCGUCAAGAAGGUGCCCAGCAAGGGCAAGAAGAGAGACGGCCGCAAGAGCAUCGACUUGGGGCCUCCCAAGUUUGGUGACACCGAUGCUGUGCAACAGGACGAGAGCGCCGACGAGCGGGGGAGGAAGGAGGGCAGCCUGUCCAAGUCCUCCUCUGGAAUGCAGAGCGGCGGCGAGGAGGAGCCCGAGGACGAGUCGCACACGCCUCUGCCGCCCCCCAUGGAGAUCAUCAAGGACCCAUCAGCCCAGGAUGAGAAGUCCUCGUCUUUGCUCGCUGCCCGUCAGGUCGCUGCCGAAGUCCCCAGUGCUGCCGAGCUUGUCAGUGCAAUAGAAAAAUUGGUCAAAACUAAGAUGACCCUGGAGCCAGGCUCCUACCCAGGGUUCAGCUCUAUGGAUCCCCCCGAGCCGCCCCCGCAGCCCCGGGACCUGGAGAUGGAGCAGAAGGCCAAGGCCCUCAGAGGACGCAUGUUUGUCCUUAAUGAGCUCAUCCAGACUGAGAAGGAUUACGUGAAGGACUUGGGAAUCGUGGUGGAGGGGUUUAUGAAGAGGAUAGAGGAUAAAGGCAUUCCUGAAGACAUGAAAGGGAAAGACAAGAUUGUUUUCGGGAAUAUUCACCAGAUUUACGACUGGCACAGAGACUUUUUUCUUGGUGAGCUGGAGAAAUGUCAGCAGAACCCUGAUCUGCUAGCAGAGCUGUUCAUAAAACAUGAGAGACGUUUACACAUGUACGUGAUCUACUGCCAGAACAAGCCCAGGUCCGAGUAUGUUGUGGCGGAGUACGAUUCAUACUUUGAGGUAGUGCAACAGGAAAUUAACUCAAGGCUGUCCAUUAGUGAUUUCCUCAUAAAACCAAUCCAGAGAAUAACCAAAUAUCAGCUGCUUCUCAAGGACUUCUUGAAGUACUGCAUGAAGGCAGGUGUAGACUGUCAAACCAUUCAGAAAGCUGUGGACCUGAUGUUCCUGGUGCCCAAGCGUUGCAAUGACAUGAUGAAUCUCGGCAGGCUGCAAGGCUAUGAGGGGAAGCUGACCAGCCAAGGCAAGUUGCUCCUGCAGGACACCUUCUUCGUCACUGAGCAGAGCUCAGGCGUCAUGUCUCGGAGCAAGGAGCGCAGGGUCUUCCUCUUCGAGCAGAUCGUCAUCUUCAGUGAGUUGCUCCGCAAGGGCUCGUCCACGCCGGGAUACCAGUUCAAGAAGAGCAUCAAGGUGAGUGUCCUGAGCAUGGAUGAGAAUGUGGAGAACGACCCCUGCAAGUUCAUCCUGUCCUGCAGGGGCUCGUUAGAGCGCUUCACCCUGCAGGCUGCUAAUCCCGACAUCAAGCAGGUCUGGGUGCACAACAUCAAAGAGGUCCUGGAUGCUCAGAGCAACUUCCUGUCAGCUUUGCAGUCUCCCAUCGAGUACCAGAGGAUUGAGAGCAGUUCCCUUCCUCGGACCCAGUCGGGCAACAUACGCUCUCCCCAGCCCAACAACCGACCCCUGUCCUCCACCUCGGUGGGGGCAGAGAAGCCUCCACUAUCGAGUCGCACCCCCACUCCACUCAAGAUAUCUACCUCUAAUGGCAGUUCCUGCUAUGACCCCCACAAGCACGGAGAGCGCUAUGAACUGCCCAAACAGCACGACGUGGCUGGAUGUAAUGGGAUGUCCUCCUCUAUGGUGGUGAUCCAGGACUACAGCGCACUGAAGGAGAACGAGAUCUGUGUCUCCCAGGGUGAAAUGGUGCAGGUCCUGGCCACAAACCAGCAGAACAUGUACCUGGUGUACCGGCCGGCCAACAGCCAGUCCCCAGCCGCCGAGGGCUGGGUUCCAGGACACAUCUUGGGCCCCCUCAGUCGAGCUCUCUUAGACAGUGCUGAAGGAAGCCUCAAGAAAUCGCUUUCGUGGCACACGCUGCGCAUGAGAAAGCGAGGAGAAAAAGGUGACGCAAAGGGUGAGAACGGACUCCGUAAACCCAAGGAAGCUGUGAGCGGCAAGGUCUCUGUUAAAGAAUCUAACAGCUCAGAAGAGUCAGAUUGCGAUGAGCUAGACCCAAAAACUAGCAUGGAGUUACUGAAUCCCAAUUUUAUCCAAGAAGUGGCCCCGGAGUUCCUGAUCCCGCUUGCGGACGUGACCUGCGCCUUUGGCGAGACUGUGGUGCUCUGCUGCAAAGUCUGCGGCCGUCCAAAACCAAACAUCACCCUGAAGGGCCCGGAUCAGAACCCCGUCGUCAACAACAGUCGUUUCACUAUAAACAUCAGGGAUACUGGAGACAUCCUCCUAAAAAUCUGUAACUUGAUGCCACAAGAUACGGGUAUUUACACCUGCGUUGCCGUCAACGACCAUGGGACCGCGUCCUCCUCAGCCUCCAUUAAAGUCCAAGGUAUCCCAGCAGCCCCGGCACGUCCCGUGGCUCAGGAGGCCAGCAGUACAGCUGUGAUCGUGCACUGGCUCCCACCGGCAAGCUCAGGAAACUGUGCCGUGUCAAGCUACACCGUGGAGUACCGGCAGGAAGACUCCCUGGUGUGGCAGCAAUCCGUAGUGUCCACAAGAGAUGUCUGUGUGAAGAUUGAGGACCUCAUCCCAGGAGGACAUUACCAAUUUCGGGUCAGUGCCAGUAAUCCCUGGGGAGUGAGCCCACCCAGCGAGCCCUCCAACAUGGUGACCCUGCCAAGCGGAAAUUCUACCUAUGACGGCAUUGGAAUUCAGUGGAAAGACAACUUUGAAGUAACCUUCUCAGAAAUCAGUGAGAUUGGAAGGGGCAGAUUCUCAGUGGUGAAGAAGUGUCUGAACAAGGCGACCAAGAAAGAGGUGGCUGUGAAGUUCAUCAGCAAAAAGAUGCAGAAGAAGGAGCAGGUGGCCCACGAGGCAGAUAUCCUCAGACACGUGCAGCACCCACAGCUGUCGGUGCUCUGCGACACCUAUGAGUCAGCCACCUCCUUCAUGCUGGUGCUGGAACUCCUGGAGGAUGGCCGGCUAUUGGACUACCUGGUAGCCCAUGACGUGCUGAUGGAGGAGAAGGUGGCCUCGUACGUGAAGGACACCUUUGAGGCACUUCAACAUCUCCACACCUGCAAGGUGGCGCACUUGGAUCUGAAGCCUGAGAACCUCAUGGUGGAUCUUCACGUGCCUGUUCCAUGCGUCAAGCUCAUUGACUUCGGAGAUGCUGUCCAGGUGUCAGGACACCGCCACGUCCACCUGCUUCUGGGAAACCCAGAGUUUGCCGCCCCUGAACUGAUCCGGGGGACACCAGUGUCCCUGAGCACUGACGUGUGGAGCAUAGGGGUGCUGGCUUAUGUCAUGCUGAGUGGGGUUUCCCCCUUCCUGGAUGAGAGUCUGGAGGAGACGUGUAUCAACAUCUGCCGGCUGGACUUCUGCUUCCCGGAUGAGUACUUCCAGGGUGUUAGCCAGGCGGCCAGGGAUUUUAUCACGUCUGUGCUCCAGGAAGAUCCCCGUAAAAGGCCCAGUGCAACAGGCUGCCUGCAGCACCCGUGGGUGAGCGGCCAUGCCGGAGAACACUCCAAGAACCCCCUGGACACCACCCGACUGGCCUCCUUUGUUGACAGGCGACGCCAGCUGAAUGACGUGCGCCCAGUCACCAACAUAAAAGGCCUGGUGACCAGCAGUAUGGGACACACGCUAUGAGCCCUGGUUACACCUGAGCGAACACACUCGCGUAUCGCCGUUACCUUGAUUUGACAGAGCCCUCUCUCUUUAAAGACAAACUUUGAAUCACGUGUAUGAUAUAUUUUACUAAUUCCUCUGCAGUGUCAAUAUAUUAUGCUAAGGAGCUUUAACGAUGCUAUUAAUUUAAAGAAAAGAACAGCACUAAAUUAAAGACAUAUGAGUCCCAGGGAAAAUCAGGAAAGCUCAUAAUUACCCAUAAUACAUCUGGUACAGACAAAACCUUUAAACCUGUUUGUUUCUGAUGACAGUUGUGUUCAUUUAUGUUUGGCGAUUUUUUUUUAUAUAGUUUGCUUUGAGUCCCACAAGCAGAUGAAAGAAAAAAAAGUAAGUAAGGGUAAUUGAAUGUAACAUUGCAGAAUGUAGUCUGACACUGAGAGAUCCUUAUCACUGUUAUUGGAAGUACGCCUUCGGGGGGGUACACCAGCUGCUUUUCUGGACUUCAGUCUGAAAUGUGACGAGAUAAUCUACACGUUUCAUGUCAGGGAGUGUGUUCUGUUGUUUGCUCUUAGUAACCGUGUGUGAGAGGGACUCAGUGACAAUGUUAGUCAUUAUAUUACUGUUGUCCAUUGUUUGUUACAUAGACAGUGUAGAAGAAAUGUCUGAAGAAGAAAAAUCUCAACCUGGAUUUAUUUUUUAGCGGUUUUCUUUCAUAGAACAAAAACUAAAACUUGUUUUGUUUGUAAACAUGGUACAUAGAAUAACAUAAAUCAAAAUCUUUAUCAAAGACUUUACAAAAUGUCACCAUUGUCAUAUUUAAAAAAGUGUCUAAAUAAGUUAAUCUGAACUACCAAGCCUUAAAAUGUAUUGUAUUAACUUUUCUUUUGACAAACUUUAAAUCUAAAGGUCCAAAUGUCUGUAUAUACAGUUAUAAUGUUGUAUGAAAUUUAUUUUUAAACUGUUAUGUUACAGUGUUAUGUAAUGGAAAUAUUUCUAUUUAUUACUAUUUAUAAUUUGGAUUUUAUAACCGCAAACAAAAAACAAUGGUGCAAAAGGUUAAGUGUCUUUCUGUGUGAAACACUGAAGUAGUAACACUAACGUAGGUGUUUGGGUCCGUAGGUCGAGUUUGUGUCAUGUGAUCGGGCCCAAGCGCUAAGUAAAUCAACUGCCCUUUCUGCAAUUUCCAAAUGCUGAUUUCUCAACAGGCACUAGAAAAAAGUAAUAAUACAUAGACCAUUCAGGGGUUAUAGGCUCAGUCUCUAGAGGAAAUAAACUGUGAAAUGUGAAUUUGCUGCAUUUUUAGAUUUGCUUUAAGUGUUUCAGCUUAGGCAUUGAAUGUGAUCGAACAACGCUUGGGUCGUUUCUUUUCAGUUGUUCUGGGAAUUUUUAUUGGAAUUGAUUCUGAUGAGCUAAAUGAAAUGGCAACAUGAAAUGCCACGGCGAUACUGAAUACUACAUACUCCUCUUGUUAUUUUUAUGGAAACACCAAAUAUAAUACACAGCUGAACAGCCAGGUACCACAUCGAUUGUCGUUCAUCUUGAAAAAGCAAUGCUCAGACACCAGAUAUCAAAAUAUGCUAGUGUUUGGGGAUGAUGAGAUUACCAUACAUGAAUGACGUUGGGAAGGAAUGAUCACAUCCAGAUUAUCAUCUCCCUGAGCAAAUGUGAAACAACAACAUCAGCAAUACGGUAAAGAUUCCCAUCAAUCAAUGGGAGAUUUGUGCCUGUUUAUAAACUUGCAUCCUAAAAACGGAUUGGAGGAGAGACGUGCAAAAAACUGUUAAUUACCAUCUUAUUUCGCUUGUGCACUAGGAACAGUUUGAGAGGUGAAAACGUACAGCUAAAAAAAUGUCCGGCAUUUGUCUAACUGAAUGUUGUAACCCAAAGCGGGAAUGUCAAUUUUUAAAAAGACUAAUCAGCUUUGAAAAUUUAGCCUUGUCUAAGCAGAUCCAGGUUUGUUGUAGUUCCCCUCGUCAUCAGUGAUAUAAACUCUCAGCUAUGUAACACUAACCACAAAGCUACUGAUGGUGCAUUGCCUUGCUGUAAGUUAAGUAAUUGCUUCGAUGUUUGGAUUUUCUGCUUGAUGUCUUUUGGCAGAAUGGCGUUGUAGGGUCAUGAAACAGCAAAACUAAAAACUAGCUUUGUUCCCUGCGGCAGCAUGCCCCUUGUACAUUAUCUUCUUUCAUGUAAUAUGGUACUUUGUAAAUAAAUCUGUCUAUACGAUUUGCAAA